This is a messenger RNA of Sesamum indicum (sesame), 1959 nucleotides long. RefSeq names its product serine/threonine/tyrosine-protein kinase HT1. Gene Ontology annotation, molecular function: protein serine/threonine kinase activity; ATP binding. Gene Ontology annotation, biological process: protein phosphorylation. The record is from RefSeq and is a predicted model, not a curated record. NCBI's taxonomy places the organism in Eukaryota, Viridiplantae, Streptophyta, Magnoliopsida, Lamiales, Pedaliaceae.
UGAAUGUUUACUCACUUUGUACUAUUCACUAUUUACUCUCUCUCUCUCUCAUAACUCUUAUGCUAAUCAAUCAUCACAGUGACAGAAAACAGAGACCCAACCGCCACUCCUCUCCUCUCUCUCUCUCUCUCUCACACACACACACGGUAGUAGAGUUUUAAGACACAUUUAACUCCUCCACCAGACAUCACCUGCUCCCUCUCUCCCUCUCUCUGACGGAGAUACAAAACCAGAUUCGUUCAUUCUUAGCUUCACAUCAAACUAUGCUUUCUAUCUGAAUCUUUUUUUACUACAACCUUUUUUUUUUUUUUUCUUGAAAAUCUAUGGUUUCUGGGAUUAAGCUUGAAGCAACGAGUGGAAACCUUUCUAUGUUUAUGUUCGAGGCCCACCAGCUAUAUGUACAUACUACACUCAGAUCUUUUUUCUUGAAUGAACCGUGGAAAGAUCAAAUCUUUCCAGCCUCCAUCUCCAAUGCCAAAUAGCCAUUAAUUUCAGUUUGGCCCACAUUAAAGUUUGAGUCUUUUUUCCUAGUGGGGGGUGUAGAUUAAAACCCCACCAAGAAUUCAGAAAAUUUGGUCCAUUUUGCCUUUUUUUUUUGGGCGUUUUUGAUGAUUUUGCGCAAAACCCAUGAAGAAUUUCUACUGGUUGAAGCAAAUUGCAAGCACCCACAGCAAGCUGGAGAGGAGGCUGUCAUUGGGAGAGUACAAGAGAGCAGUUUCAUGGUCAAAAUACUUAGUUUCUUCUGGGGCUGAAAUAAAAGGUGGAGGUGAAGAAGAAUGGAGUGCUGAUAUGUCUCAGCUUUAUAUAGGCAACAAGUUUGCUUCUGGGAGGCAUAGCAGAAUCUACAGAGGGGUUUACAAGCAGAGGGAUGUGGCUAUUAAGCUCAUUAGCCAGCCUGAGGAGGAUGGAGAUUUGGCUGCACUCUUGGAGAAGCAGUUUACAUCAGAAGUUGCUCUUUUGUUCAGGUUAAGGCAUCCCAAUAUCAUCUCUUUUGUUGCGGCAUGUAAGAAACCCCCGGUAUUUUGCAUUAUCACGGAGUACUAUCCCGGUGGUUCGCUCAGAAAAUACCUCCAUCAGCAAGAGCCAUACUCGCUUCCCCUCAAUCUCGUACUAAAACUGGCACUCGACAUUUCACGGGGGAUGCAGUAUCUUCAUGCUCAGGGCAUUCUGCACCGAGACCUCAAGUCAGAAAAUCUUCUGCUCGAUGAAGAUAUGUGCGUCAAGGUGGCUGAUUUCGGUAUAUCAUGCUUGGAAUCUCAAUGCGGCAGUGCCAAGGGGUUCACGGGCACUUACCGUUGGAUGGCACCAGAGAUGAUAAAGGAAAAACACCACACCAAGAAAGUUGACGUCUACAGUUUUGGCAUCGUAUUGUGGGAGCUUUUGACGGCAUUGACCCCGUUUGACGAUAUGACUCCGGAACAAGCUGCGUUUGCAGUAUGCCAAAAGAACGCAAGGCCACCGUUGCCCACUUCAUGCCCUGCAGCAUUUCGUAAUCUCAUUCAUCGCUGCUGGUCGAGCAAUCCUGUUAAACGGCCACAGUUUGACGAGAUAGUCAGCAUUCUUGAAGGCUACUCAGAGUCUCUCGAGCAAGACCCAGAGUUCUUUUCCUCGUACGAGCCACCAGAGGGCUGUAGUCUUGUGAGAUGCAUACCAAAGUGCAUAGCUGCUCGCCGGUCCCCAUCUCUACAGGCAUGAGGAACGAUAUAUUCGUUCACAUGCGAGCCAAAACGCAUCGUAAUUUUCUUGGUGUUAGGGCUACUAAAGUGUUGAUUGUAACUUAAGGUGCAAUUUGCCAUGCAUCAUUUGGUUUUUCCCUAUAGAAUGAAUGUAAUGGAACCAAGAUAGUCUCUUUGAUCUACCCCAGAAUGGGGUUGGGAGUAAGAGAGAGAAUUUGUACUAGGGAUAGAGUGCAGUGUCUUAGAAGCACCAUUUCAAGUUAAUGUAUUUCUUUAUAGCACA